Molecule: messenger RNA, 6587 nt
Organism: Bombus pyrosoma
Lineage: Eukaryota; Metazoa; Arthropoda; Insecta; Hymenoptera; Apidae
Product: glycogen debranching enzyme
Exons: 26
Coding region: 406-5208 (1600 amino acids)
Biological process (GO): glycogen biosynthetic process; glycogen catabolic process
Molecular function (GO): 4-alpha-glucanotransferase activity; amylo-alpha-1,6-glucosidase activity
Source: RefSeq, a predicted model, not a curated record
AGUUUAACUUGAACCAUGCUCUCGAUUUUGUGACCUUCAAAGUUGUCUUUAUAAAAUAGAGGUCAAAUUCGAAAGAAACACAUUAUUCUUAAUUAAUAUUAAUGUAUUAUAUAGUGAAUUAUAUAGUGAAUUAUAUUAAAUUAUCUUUGUAAGAAUUACAAUCUGUUUUUCGUUCUGUUAAUUUAUGCUAUAUUGUUUCGCGUAUAUUAUAUUUUCUUGUUAUUUUUUAAUGAAAGUAUAAUAUUUUUAGUCUUUAGUACGCAUUAGCAGAGUUGUCAGGUAAUACAAAAGUGGUAUUUGCUUAAAUAAAAGCAACAGUACAUAAAUAAAUGCUAUGAUAACAUAGAACUAGUUGAAAAGUCAUUGUCUUCGAUAAUAAUUUCAGCUAUAUGAUUUAUUUUGAGAAUGGGUUUUAUACUUACAACAAGUUAUUUUUUUUGUGAUGCAACAAGGACAUUAAUAAGGAAACUUAGGAGCAUUCUUCAACAUCUUUGCAAAUGCCGCUAUUUAAAAUGCCUUUAUUAUUAUGCAAUCGUAGAAGAUAUGACGGAACACAUGUCAACAACUGAAAAUCACGAGUGUGAACAAAUAAGAGUCUUAACUCUAAAUAAUGGGGAACAUCUGGAUGGUAUACUAUAUAGAUUAAAAAAAGGAUGGAGAGUAGAAUUUCGUUUAGGUGCUUCUCUUCUUGGGAAGUCACUUGAUCUUUUUAUAAAUUAUCCUUUAGGGGAAAAUAAAAAAUUUGAAAGGCAUACAUAUUAUCCAUUAGAAUGGGUUAGUGAAACAGCUAAUAUAUCUUUAUUUUUGGCUGGUUCAUUUCACUAUUAUCUUAUAGAUCCUAAUUCUGAAGAUAUGAAACCUAUUGCUUCUGGAUACUUACUAGUGGAUCCAGAACUUAAAGUAGGAGAACAUGGAGAUGAUUUACCAUUGGAUUGUAUUCAGUGUCAAACUGUUCUUGCAAAAUGUCUGGGACCAUUUUCUACCUGGGAAGAUAAACUAAUAGUGGCUAGAAACUCUGGAUAUAAUGUGAUUCAUUUUACACCAAUUCAGGAACUGGGAUAUUCUAAGUCAUCUUACAGCCUUAGUGACCAGUUGAAAUUAAAUCCUUCUUUCAAUGAUGAUGAUAAAUCAGUUACAUAUGAUGAUGUUGAAAGACUAAUAAAUAAAAUACGCAAUGAAUGGAAUAUGUUGAGUAUAUGUGAUAUUGUUUUGAAUCAUACAGCAAAUGAAAGUCCUUUUUUGGUAUCUCAUCCAGAAUGUACAUACAAUUGUUUGAAUAGUCCUCAUUUACGUCCUGCAUAUCUUUUGGAUGCUGCAUUGUUUGAAUUGACAAUACAGGUUGCAGCUGGAGAAUGGGAGUUUAAAGGCAUUCCUUCAGUAGUUGAAACUGAAGAACAUUUAAACUCAAUUCGUCAUGCACUUCAUACAUAUUUUUUACCGCUUGUGAAAAUACAUGAAUUGUAUAUAUUGGACAUCAAUGAAACUAUCGCGGAGUUUUUGAAUUUAGCACGAAAUCAGAUGCCUCAAGAUACUAUUGAACCUAUAUUGGAAGAUAUCAAAAUAAUAAAAGAUCCGAAAUUUCGUAGAUUGAAAGCAACUAUAAAUAUGCAACUUGCUUUAAAAAAAUAUAAUAUAUAUAGAACUGAUUGUUUUGAUGAAGAGACUCGUUUGAAACGCUGUGCCGAAGACUUAAGAAAGAAAUUACAAGAACUUAAUAACAUGAUCACUAAUGAAAUACAAAAUCAUCUAAAUGCUGCAGUUGAGAAUACUAUUGCUGGUAUAAGAUAUUUUAGAGUGCAAGGUGAUGGGCCUAAACUUAAAGAAAUAAGCGAAAGAAAUCCACUUGUUCCUAGAUAUUUUACUGAUUAUGGAGCACCACAAACAUUAAAUGAAAGAGAAGCAACAAUGUAUUCUGAUGAAGGCUGUUAUCUUAUGGCUCAUAAUGGAUGGGUAAUGAAUGGUGAUCCUCUAAAAAAUUUUGCUGAUCCUGAUUCUAAUGUUUAUAUAAGAAGAGAACUUAUUGCUUGGGGUGACAGUGUAAAAUUAAGGUAUGGAGAUAAACCAGAAGAUUGUCCUUUUCUAUGGCAGCAUAUUACUGCUUAUAUUACACAAACAGCUAAAAUUUUUGACGGUAUUCGCUUAGAUAAUUGCCAUUCGACCCCUAUCCCAGUUGCAGAGUAUAUGCUUGAUGUUGCUCGUCGAAUUCGUCCAGAUUUGUACGUUGUUGCCGAAUUAUUUACAAAUUCCGAUCAGAAAGACAAUAUAUUUGUCAAUCGACUUGGUCUCACUUCCUUAAUUCGAGAAGCUAUGUCUGCGUGGGAUAGUCAUGAAGAAGGUCGUUUGGUAUACCGAUAUGGAGGCGAACCAGUAGGUGCAUUUUUGCAACCACGUAAACGGCCUCUAGUACCAGGCAUAGCACAUGCACUAUUUCUAGAUUUAACUCAUGAUAAUCCCAGUUCUGUGGAAAAACGUAGUGUGUUUGAUUUACUUUCAAGUGCUGCUCUUGUAUCAAUGGCUGCGUGCGCUAGCGGCAGCAAUCGUGGAUACGAUGAAUUAGUUCCUCACCAUAUACAUGUUGUAGAUGAAACAAGACAAUAUUCAUGCUGGGCAGAUGAUGAAUCUUUGAUAGAUGGUAUCAAAUUUGUAGGUUUAAAGACUGGUAUAAUUGCGGCGAAGAGAGCAUUAAAUGAUUUGCAUUAUACUCUCGGGCAACAGAAAUUUUCUCAAGUAUUUGUUGACCAGAUGGAUAGUGAUAUAGUAGCUGUAACAAGACACUCUCCAACAACUCAUGAUAGUGUAAUUUUAGUCGCUUUUACAGCGUUCAAACACCCCGAUCCUAAUGCCAAUGAUUUGAGAAGAUAUGUGAAACCAUUACGAGUGGAGGGUGUAAUGGAAGAAAUUAUUCUGGAAGCAUCCUUAUCUCAUAUAGAAGCUAAAAAUGGUACUUCACCUUUCCAUUAUCCUGAAAAAUAUGUACAAGAUGAAAAUUACAUAAAUGGUCUCUCAGAAUAUGUACUAAGACUUAAAGAACACAUACAAAUUUGUGACUCAGAAAUCCUGGAGAAAGUUGAUUCUGGUGAUCCUAAAAUAACUCAGCUUAAUUUUGUAAACUUUCAACCAGGUUCUGUCGUUGCUAUUCGAGUAUCUCUUCAUGCUAAUAUAAAACCUGCUCUUGCAAAACUUCAUAAUACUAUUUCAAUAGUAACAUCACAGAGAAGUUCCGAUAUACGUGUUAUUGUUUCUCGUAUGAACUUAGUAGAUUUAAAUAAGGCUCUAUACCGGUGCGAUCAGGAAGAACGCGAUGAAACUUCGAAUAGAUUUGAUGUAUAUGAUAUUCCUGGUUAUGGACCCCUUGUUUAUGCAGGUUUACAAGGUAUAAUUUCCUUGUUAGCAGAUAUUCGUCCUAAUAAUGAUUUGGGUCACCCAAUGUGUAUUAAUCUCAGACAGGGUAAUUGGCUAAUAGAUUAUACUUGGCAACGAUUAAAAGAAGAUGAAGGAACUAGAACUCUUGGAGAAUGGCUCGAAGAAGCUACUGAACCAUUUAAAUUAAUACCUCGCUAUUUAGUUCCUAGUUACUUCGAUGUUAUAAUUGUAAACGUUUAUAUGAUACUUCUUGAGCAAUGCUAUAAUCUAAUGUCAAGCUUUGUGAAAGAAGGUUCCACUUUCGUUAAAAUUCUAUCUUUAAUUUCUAUUCAAAUGGGAGGAAUAGUAAAAUCAGCUCCGUUACCAGAUUUGUCUCCAAAUAUAGAUCCUCCCAAACCAAAGAUCAAACAAUAUAAUGGCGAAAGUGAACAAAUAUGUAUGACAUUGUCUGCUGGUUUACCACAUUUUACCACAGGAUAUAUGAGAAAUUGGGGAAGAGACACUUUCAUUGCCUUAAGGGGACUACUGAUAUUAACAGGCAGACAUGCAGAAGCACGAUUUAUUAUCCUCGGCUAUGCUGGAACUAUGCGACAUGGUCUUAUACCAAAUUUACUUGAUAAAGGAAAGAAUGCUAGAUAUAACUGUCGAGAUGCUUUGUGGUGGUGGUUAUAUACAAUUCAAUGUUACAUACAAGAAGUACCAAAUGGUUUAAAAAUUUUAACAGACAAGGUUUCGAGGCUGUUUCCAACUGAUGAUUCUCCUCCACUACCUGCAGGACAAGUAGAUCAGCCACUACAUGAUGUUAUUCAAGAAGCUCUUUUGAUACAUUUUCAAGGACUUUGUUUUAGAGAAAGAAAUGCUGGAAGACAGAUUGAUGAACAUAUGACAGAUCGUGGUUUUAAUAACCAAAUUGGAGUGCACCCAGAAACAGGAUUUGUAUUUGGUGGAAAUGAUGCAAAUUGUGGUACAUGGAUGGACAAAAUGGGAUCUUCUGAAAAAGCUGGUAACAAAGGAAAACCAGCUACUCCAAGGGAUGGUUCAGCAGUAGAAAUAGUGGGUCUAAGCAAGAGUAUUCUCAGCUUUUUGGCUGAAUUGUAUAAGCAAAAUCUUUUUCCUUAUGGUAGUGUGCAAAGAAAAAAUCGGGAUGGCUCUACUGUAACUUGGAGCUAUAAACAAUGGGCAGAUAAGAUUUCAUUAAAUUUUGAGAAAUAUUUUUACAUCAACGAAGUGCAAUUAGAAGGAGAACUUAAAUCAGAACUUAUUCACCGUCGUGGAAUUUUCAAAGAUAGUCAUGGAGCAACACAAGCAUGGGCCGAUUACCAAUUACGAUCUAAUUUUCCAGUUGCAAUGGUUGCUGCUCCAGAAUUGUUUAAUCCGGAACAUGCAUGGAUAGCAUUAAAAAAGGCAGAAGAAAUUUUAUUAGGGCCACUUGGAAUGAAAACAUUAGAUCCUGCUGAUUGGGCGUACAAUGGAUAUUAUGAUAAUUCUAAUGAUAGUGGAGAUACUAAAAUAGCUCAUGGUUGGAAUUAUCAUCAGGGGCCUGAAUGGGUUUGGCCCAUAGGCUAUUUUCUUCGUGCCCGACUAUAUUUCGCUCCAUUAGUUGGAGGAAAGGAAGAAUUACGUCGUACAGUCGAAUCAACUGAAAUUAUUAUUUCUCGACAUUUCAUAGAGGCAUCUACAAACCAUUGGAGAGGUCUCCCUGAACUUACCAAUAAAGAUGGGGAAUAUUGCAAGGAUAGUUGCAGAACACAAGCUUGGAGUGCUGCUUCUAUAUUAGAAGUUCUUUACGACUUAGAUAAAAUUAAACGGGAAUUACGAUCCGAGGAGAAUGAAAGAACGAAUUGAUAUAAUUUUGCGUGUGUUCACCACCGCCAAUUACACUUAGAACAUUUACGAUUAGAAAAAGAACGUAGCAUUAGAAGUAAAGAUCACGAUAAUAAAUGGCACAUAUUUAACACAGCUAUAGAAACACCAAGCACGGAGACACACGCAUUUGGUAUUUCGCACAUAGACAAAAUCAGUAUGCUACCGUGCAGUACAAUUGAUAACGUUUUCUUAAUGCAAGAACUUAAGAAAAAUGAAAGUAAAGAAGACAUUAAACAUGAUUAUGUAUCUUCUACUGUUAUUAGCAAUUUGGAAGUAAUUGAAACUAUGUCAAAUAUAACAGAAUUGUCAAUAGUAUCAGAAGGUGAAUUUCAUAAAUCAGGACAACUUAUAUAUGGAAAUGAACCUUUAAAAUACGAGAAUAGAUCUUUAAAUAAAUUUCAAAGUGAUGUAAUUGACCAAGUUGAUACAUUAACAAAACAAAACAUAGGGAAAAGUAAUGCAUUGACGAAAUACCCAUCAAAAGUGGAUCACGUUUAUGAGGAAGUCAAUGCUCUUGAAUGUGAUAUUAUGGAUUAUUAUGAAAAAUAUAGCCCUACAACGGCGAAAACUUUGAUAAAUACACUUUUUCUUCCUCUACAUAAAAUUUGUAAGAAAUGCGCCAAUUUACAAGGCAGUCCAGUAUAUUCUGAUCUUUUGAUAUAUGCAAAGAAGCCUUUAUAUGCGAAGGAAGUCCAUUUACUUCAACUAAAUGAAACUUUACAGUUUAGAUAUUGCUCAGAAGAUGGUAAACAUGACAAUACAUUAUAUUUACAGUACAAUAACGUUCAGCACUGUUUACUAGUUCAUAAUUACUUAAAAACUAAUGCUUCUAGUAUAUUCUAUUUUUAUGGCCCACCGCAGGAUAUUUUUGAUUUAAAAACAGCAUUAGAAACAAGUAUCCUUGUUAUAAAUAGCAAUACGAAAGGAAUAGUAAAUACAGAGUUAUAUCAUCGUUGUGCAAGUAAUUUUUAUACAAGGAUGUCAAAUAAUGGUAUUGCAUCUGCAGCGUUUCGUAUUGAUCAUGGUAAUAUUAUACGCUCUAUAAAACACGUUGGAUACGAUACUGAUUUGCAAAACUGGAUGAAUUAUCGUAACAAUGUAUUUCGAUCACACAAUCUCAAACAAGAUGAUGUAGUCGAUCAUCGCGCGAAUAGAUCUAGUUUGUUAUUAUUAGAGCCACUACUGUUAAUGCCAGAAUUAGGAAACUCUAGGUAUAGACACAGAAAAAAUCGUAUUUCACAAUCAGAGCACAUAAAAAUAGUAAAGAUAGUAAUUGCCUAUACUCUUUCUUUCUUCAUUUUAGCAACAAUCACAUUUUAUAUAGUUUAUUUCACUUAAUAAAAUAUGAUAUUCUUUUA